AGUGGGGUUUAUUUUUAUUUGUUUUGUUUUGCGUUGGGAUGUUUUCGUUUUCUAAUAUGAUCAAUUUUCUAUCAAGCCUUUCAUGAAAACCUAUUGAUUGCCAAGUGAAACCAUACAUAUAAACAAUUCUAUGUCAACCAUUUCAUGAAGAACCACUACUAUAUAUACACAGCAUUGGACAAUUGCUUCACUAAUUGUUUUGAAGAUAGAAAUCGCAUCGGCAAAUAUGCGUGUUAUACUUUAAUCAUCCUUUUCUUAUCUGGGACAACUCUAACGUGGAAAAUACGCGCACAAAACCAACAUUUCCUCAGCAUCUACUGUCAACUCCAGUUUGAUCUGUUACGAUGGCAUCAGCAAAAAUAGAUCAGAGAGAUUGCGAUCGUGGCUUGGCUACUACGUCAGCUGUUAUGGGUCAUCACGCCUGCAACGAGCAACAACUUAAGUGUGUGCAAGAAAUUUUACCACUUGGUUCCAAGAAUUCAGAAUGUCCAGCUCUGCUAACAACUGCUGUACGGAGACAGCUUGGAAAACUCAGCAGGGAUGUAAAUGAUGAGACAAUCGCCAAAUUCAAGGGGCUUUUUUCAAAGGGCCACUCUCCAUCUUCAGCACUUGAAAUUCAUAAGAUGGAUCUCCAUAUGGAACAUGGAGUAAAUUACAUUUAUCAGGCUGCUGACAGAGCUUUUUGUCCUGAUCUGCCGUUUUGCCACAGGCUGUACAGGAAAGUAUUUGAAGAGAAAUACUCUCCAACCUCUUCAAAACAGUUGAUUGACAGCCUAGAGACAGCUUGUAGGACAUUCAAUGCAGAACAAAAUGGGGAGUUUUGCAAGGUAAAACAAACAGCAUCAGGGAAGAUAGCCAUAGCUGUCUGCACUCUCCUCAUGAUGAGAAUGCACACACUGCACCGUGCAAGUGGUGAACUCAUUUUUAUUGCUGCCUCAGGGGGUCGGACAGGUAUGACUUCAGAGUUUUCCUUCUUCUCACUCACGGUGUUGCAGGUAGACUCCAUUUAGGCUGCCUUAUUGUUUCUUCUGAAGCAACAGAAGUAAUAACAAAUGCUUUCUUACUGUAUAAAGAACUUUUGCCAUCUGAUGCUUUUUUGGGAAGAGGUAAUAGAGGACCUCAGGUGUACCUCACAGAUGACAGUAGUGCUGAAAGGCAGAGCCUGCAAGCUACAUUCCCUGAAGCAACACUUCUUCUUCUACAAAUAGACUCAGUUUUGUGUAUAGAUAAUUACUCUGUAGAUAUAUGUAUUACUAACACUUUUUGAUGCUUUAGUACAACUGUAUGUGACCUUUCAUGCAAAUAUGGGGUUGAGAAAAGCAAUGAGCUGAUAUACAAUUACCAUUACUUCAAUGCUAUGUUCAUUCACUAAAAGUUACUACAAAUGGAUAACAAUGAGAAACUGCAGUAACAAUUAUUUAAUGCUGUUGAAUCUUCAACAAAAUUGAGUAAAGAACAUUUGAGAACAUUACAUUUUGUAAAAUGCAUGUUUAUGUAAAAGAAAUGCCUUCUAAAUAAUGUUGGGUAUGAAUACCACUUUAUACUUUUAUGGGAGUUUUUGAAAAGAGCAUGAUGUAAAUUAUUUUGCAAAUUCUGCUGAGAUAAUCCAAUCUCAUACAAGUUUAAAUAUCUGGUAGCACUAAGAAAGAUGUUUUAACAAAAUUUAUAAGAAUAAUCCAAUUCCCAAUAUCAUAGCAAAUUCAGUGAAAAACAAUUAAGAUCAAAGUUGUUAUUGUGUACAUAGUGAACAUUUAAUUACUUUGUCUUCAUUUACUUUCUGUGUAAUAUAGUUCUUCAAAUAUACUGUGCAUAUAUCACAUAUUUCAUUAUUGUGUAUCAUACAGUUUGUUCUACAUGCCCUCUUAGGGUUCUGAUUAAAUUUUUGGGACUUUGAGCAUUGAGUAUACAUGUUUCAGUAUGGUUUUACAAAUGUCUGACAGAAUGAAAGCCAGGGUGGACCAAAAACUUUAUGUUAUUGCUGACAAAUGAUAAAUCUUUAUUUACUAGGGUAACAGAAUAAGCAAAAGUUGAGUGUUGUUUUUUUUUUACAUCUAGCCCUGUAUGAAUAUAUGAGAAACGUAUUAUGCAUUUUAUAUGUGAAUGCUUUUUUUUCACUUUUUAGAAAGGAAGCGACUGAAGUUGCUUAGCGUAGCUUUUGCCUUUGCCUUUCAGUUAGAGCAUAGCUUUACUAAAAAUGUCACCACGUACAGUCGUACACUAUACAUCAGCCCUUCACUUU
Pomacea canaliculata is the source of this 2239-nucleotide messenger RNA. RefSeq lists its product as uncharacterized. Lineage: Eukaryota; Metazoa; Mollusca; Gastropoda; Architaenioglossa; Ampullariidae. The transcript is spliced from 4 exons. The record is from RefSeq and is a predicted model, not a curated record. The coding region runs from base 345 to 1010 and encodes 221 amino acids.